Messenger RNA from Tinamus guttatus (white-throated tinamou), 1736 nucleotides. The record is from RefSeq and is a predicted model, not a curated record. NCBI's taxonomy places the organism in Eukaryota, Metazoa, Chordata, Aves, Tinamiformes, Tinamidae.
UGUUUUUAAUGUCUUAGGGAAUACGCCAGAGUUUCACCAUGGGAGCAGUAGUAGCUGAUGAUGGUCCAACUGGUGUUAAAGCCCCUGAUGGAGGCUGGGGCUGGGCUGUCCUUUUUGGCUGUUUUAUCAUCACAGGAUUCUCCUAUGCCUUUCCUAAGGCAGUUAGUGUCUUCUUCAAAGAACUUAUCAGAGAAUUUGGCGUUGGAUAUAGUGACACUGCAUGGAUUUCCUCCAUCCUGCUGGCCAUGCUUUACGGCACCGGUCCACUCUGCAGUGUGUGUGUCAAUCGCUUUGGCUGUCGCCCUGUCAUGUUGGUGGGUGGCCUUUUUGCCUCCAUGGGGAUGGUCAUAGCCUCGUUCUGCACAAGCAUUGUUCAGAUCUAUCUAACUGCAGGUGUGAUUACCGGUUUGGGUCUGGCACUCAAUUUUCAGCCUUCGCUCAUCAUGUUAAAUCGUUACUUUGACAAACGCCGUCCUUUAGCCAAUGGGCUAUCUGCUGCUGGGAGCCCAGUGUUUCUUUGUGCCCUCUCACCACUGGGGCAGAUCCUACAGCAUGAAUAUGGUUGGAGAGGAGGAUUCCUUAUACUGGGUGGGAUGCUGCUCAACUGCUGUGUAUGUGGAGCACUAAUGAGACCUUUGGAACCACCCAAAAAGUCUGAAGCUACCAAAGAAGUUGAAGAGAAGAAAGUGAAGAAAAAGCUUCUGGAUUUCAGUGUGUUUAAGGAUGGUGGUUUUGUAAUCUACACGCUAGCAGCCUCUAUCAUGGUGCUUGGACUCUUUGUGCCACCAGUUUUUGUUGUGAGCUAUGCCAAGGAUUUAGGGUAUCCAGACACAAAAGCAGCUUUUCUUCUGACUAUUCUGGGAUUCAUUGAUAUCUUUGCUCGGCCUAUUUGUGGAAUGGUAGCAGGUCUCAAGUGGGUUAGACCACGCUGUGUCUACCUCUUCAGUUUUGCUAUGAUUUUUAAUGGCUUUACAGAUCUUAUGGGUUCCAUGUCUGUUGACUACGGCGGCCUGGUGGUCUUUUGCAUUUUUUUUGGCAUUUCUUACGGAAUGGUAGGUGCUCUUCAGUUUGAAGUUCUCAUGGCUAUUGUUGGUACUCAGAAGUUUUCCAGUGCUAUCGGUUUAGUUCUCCUGGCGGAAGCUAUGGCUGUCCUAAUUGGUCCACCAUCAGCAGGAAAACUCUUGGAUGCAACGCAUAAGUACAUGUUUGUUUUUAUUAUUGCUGGAAUCGAAGUUACCACCUCAGCACUUGUACUGGCUCUAGGAAAUUUCUUCUGCAUUAAGAAAAAAAUGGAAGAACCACAUACAAAAGAAGAAGCAGCAGAAAGAGAGGAAUUAAACAAAUCUGAAGACAAAAUUCCUGAAGAUGCCAAGGUGGACUCCAUUGAAGUAGAACAGUUUCUGAAAGAUGAGCCCGAAAAAAAUGGGGAAGUUGUAACUAAUCCAGAAACAUGUGUGUGAGCAUGACAAGGAACUGACAGAGCAUUUAGAAAAAAAAAAAAGUCCAAGAUCUUCAACACUAUUUAUUUUAGAAAUAGAACUAGUUUAGGUUUGGGCCAUCUGCUUCAUUAACUGGAGGCCAGACAGCUUAUCAGGAUUCUCUGGAAGCUGUUCUGUUAGACAACCUUUUACCAGAAAGCUAGCUUUAUCAGUAAAAGGUGAAGCAUUGUGGUUAUACUUUUAACAUUAACUAUACAGAUUUUGUAAACACAAGUAGAGUCCUGCUAUGCAUCACCA